CAUGGGCUGUUUACAUUGUGAUUUUGCCAGGAUGAAUCCUAUUUCCUUGUUGUGUAAGGAUAUUACUGAAAUGUGGCUGCGACUGAAGAAAAUGACAGAUGAAAUCAUGCAGCAAGACAACCCUGUAUACGCUGCUGAAAUCACUAAACAGCUGGCCAAGCAAUUCGCUAUUCGGUCAGGUGGCCGAGGAGCAGAUGGCUAUCCAAUUAUAACCUUUCCUGAAUAUCCAAAUUUCACAGAUAUCCCUGAAGAGGAGUUCCAAACUGUUGUAACUUACCUGACCAGUAUUCCCAGUCUUCAAGACGGUGACAUUGGAUUCAUUCUGCUCGUAGACAGGAGACAAGACAAAUGGUCCUCCGUCAAAGCAUCUCUGCUGCGAAUCACGGGAUCAUUCCCAGGAAACCUUCAAUUAAUUCUCGUCCUUCGACCUUCAGGAAUCUUUCAGAGAACUAUCUCUGACAUUGCCCUUCGAUUUAAUCGAGAUGAUUUUAAGCUGAAGGUACCGGUCAUAAUGCUGAAUUCAGUAACGGAAUUAUAUAGUUACAUCGAUAAAACACAGCUGACUCAGGAACUUGGAGGUACCCUGGAAUAUUCCCACAGUCAGUGGUUCUGUCACCGGACUGGUAUUGAGAGCUUUGCUGUAACCGUGAAGGAAACUGCACAAAUGCUCCAGGCCUUUGGAACAGAAUUGGCUGAAACUGAACUGCCAAAUGAUGUGACAACUACUCUUGGUCUUUUAACAAUACACAGGGAAAAGCGAGUCAAGAUGAAGGACGAUAUAAAUAAUGCACGAAGGCACGGCUCCUCCCUCCUCUCCAGCAUUCUGGAACCAGUUGACACCAAUCCAGAUCAUAAAUUGAACACAGAUGAAUUGGAUAAUAAGGCCACUGUGGAGAGGUUGCUUGUUCAGUUGAAUGAGACUGAAAUAGCCUUUGAUGAGUUUUGGAAUAAGCACCAGCUAAAGCUCAAACAAUGCCUACAUCUCCGACGCUUUGAGCAAGAUUUCCGAGAGGUCAAGGCAGCUUUGGGUGUUGUAACUGAACGACACAGCACCUUCACGGAUAUGGGAAACAGCUCCUCCCAUGUGGGCCACAUUGUCAGGAACCUUUGUAACCUUGAAGAAAAGUCUCAGGAAGCACUGGAGAGAGCUGAAGACUUGGCUGUCCAAGGAGAUCAGCUGAUAGAGGACAAUCACUACGCUGUGGAUUCAAUACUCCCCAAAUGCAUUGAGCUGAGAACUGUCUGUGCCAACCUAGUGAACGGAAUAAAAACCAAGAAGGAACUGCUUAAUCAAUCAAUGGAGUUGCACAAGAGGCUGGAACAGGCCAUGCACUGGUGUGAUUCUGGGAUUUACCUGCUAGCCUCACAACCUGUUGAUAAAUGCCAGUCCCAGGAUGGGGCAGAGGCAGCCCUGCAGGAGAUCGAGAAAUACCGGGACACAGCCUCAGGCCAGAAGCUGGAGGAUCUUAGUAAGAUCAGUGAUGAGUAUGGAGCUAUCCUUAGGGGUGAACUCAUGGCACACGUCCUAAAAAUCUUCCAGAAACAAGAGGAGAUGGAGGAAAUGUUUGAAAAGCGGCAAAUAAGCCUCAGGAAGCUGGCUGCUAAACAAACCCGCCCAGUGCAACCAGUGGCCCCUCGACCUGAGGGAGUCCCAAGAUCCCCCAUUCCCCUCCCCAGGACAGAUCACAGGAAAGGACAUGAUCCCAAUUUCAGCCACAAAGCAAAUGUGACUCAGAUUAAUCUGUUCAAAAGAAACAAAAGUCUUUCAAAGAUUGAGAUGAAAGAGCAUGGUGAGGGAAGGAAAUGUUCCUCUUCUGAUGAUGAUGAGAACCUUGCAGUGUUAAGAAGCCAUGUCAUGAAUGAGCUGAUUGAAACAGAAAGAGCCUAUGUAGAAGAACUGCUUUGCGUGCUGGAGGGGUAUGCUGCUGAGAUGGAAAAUCCUGCGAUGAUUCCAUUUAUCCCAGUGGUUCUGCAGAAGAAGAGAGAUGUGCUGUUUGGAAACAUGCCUGAUAUCUAUGACUUUCACAACAGGAUAUUCCUGAGGGAGUUGGAAAAUUACAUAGACUGUCCGGAGUUGGUGGGACGGUGUUUCCUGGAACGGAUGGAAGACCUUCAGAUUUAUGAGCGGUACUGUCGAAAUAAACCCCGCUCAGAAAGCUUGUGGAGGCAGUGUUCAGACUGCAUCUUCUUCCAGGAAUGUCAGAAAAAGCUGGAACACAAGCUGGGCUUGGACUCCUAUUUGUUGAAGCCUGUGCAGCGGAUAACAAAGUACCAGUUACUGCUGAAGGAGUUGUUGAAGUACAGCAAGAACUCUGAGGGAGCUGAGGACCUGCAGGAAGCACUGGCAGCCAUCUUGGGAAUUCUGAAAGCUGUGAAUGACUCGAUGCACCAGAUCGCCAUCACAGGGUAUGAGGGGAAUUUAAAUGAACUUGGUAAGCUUUUAAUGCAAGGUUCAUUCAAUGUCUGGACAGACCAUAAGAAGGGUCACGCUAAAGUCAAAGACCUGGCACGAUUCAAACCAAUGCAGAGGCACCUAUUCCUCCAUGAGAAAGCAUUGCUUUUCUGCAAGAGAAGAGAAGAAAAUGGGGAAGGGUAUGAGAAAGCCCCUUCCUACAGUUAUAAACAAUCCUUGCAUAUGGCCACUGUUGGUAUCACUGAGAAUGUUAAGGGGGAUAAUAAGAAGUUUGAAAUUUGGUAUAAUGCAAGAGAAGAGGUUUAUAUUGUACAGGCAGCAACACAUGAAGUUAAAAAUAUCUGGGUCAACGAAAUAAGAAAAGUCUUAACAGGUCAGCUGGAAGCUCGUAGAGUUUCUAGCCAGCAUCAAAAGUUAGAACAUAUUUCUGUGGCCCCUUUAGCUCUACCUAUUAAUACCAGCCCUCUGCGGAGCCCCCAGAAAGUGAUAAGAGCUGAGAUUGUGAGCCCAGAAAAUCACAGCAUUUCAGUCACCUCACCAAAGAGACAAGGAAAAGGGAAAGGUUGGACCAAAAUGUCUAAUUCCCUUGAUGUACCAGAAGAAAACAACGAUGGAUGGUCCAGUGCUGAUGACCAACUCAAUUCAUCAGAUUGUGAAGAGGAAGCUAGUAGAAAGCUGCUUCCAGGAAAGUACACAGUGAUAGCAGAUUAUGGGAAAUCAGGUGGAGACGAACUGACUGCACAUACUGGUGAUCUGUUACAACUAGUUCAUGAGAGCCAAGACGGAAGAUGGCUUGUCAGAAAUCUUAGCACAAGUAAAGAGGGCUGGGUCUCAGCUACAAACCUGCAGACACUGAUCGGGGAUUCCAGCUCUUCUCAAUCAAUAAGUAGCUCAGAGUCGGCCAGUGCUUCAAGUACCCUGAGUUCCUCGUCAAGUUGUACUGAACAUUGCACUGCUAACACCACCAGCGUCGUAGAUAUUAAGGGCUAAUGAGUCUCUUUGAUGUGUGGCAGUUUUUCUGGAAGCCCUCCCUCUUUCUAAACUAACCAGCCUUGAAGUAGAAGGUCACAUGAUAGCAUCUUCGUCCUGCUUCAUCCUCGUUUUCGCCUGGACCUGUGGUUGGUGCCAGCAGUGGCUUUAACUUUUUAUGCAAAGCAUUCCUUGGAUCGGAGGUUACUGCUGAUGUCUGUUGAGCUGUGACUGAGACCUUGAGAACGGGGAGCACAUGGUUCACGGACCUAUCCAUUGACACCUCCUCAUUCCUGCCGAAGGCACUGUGUGGAUUUAAUCACGGUGGUGCCACCAUCAUUUCCUGACGGACAAGCAAUGGAAUAAUUAAGAAAUAGGCCCAUGCCAAAGCCUUAGAGAUUGGAGUGGAAUAUUAUUACAGUGCAAUUUCAUAAUGAGGACAAUUCUGAGUAAUAUGAAACCAGUUGGAGGAAAACAAACAUUGGCAACACACAUCGAAGCAACAGCAGUGAUAACAGCACAAAAGUACCAAAGUGAAGGUACCUUUAUCAAGACCUUUAGAUAGCACAUUUCAGAGCAACUGGCAGGGAUAUUGAGCUGCACUUUAUGAAGUUAUAACUCAGAGCUUGACUGUGCUUUUUAAAUGCUUCUUAAUGCAUGUGGUCAUCACAUGCACUUGUUCCUUGGAUCUAAUGCACAAUCAACAGCUUAGUCAUAGAACUUUCCUUCCUAGUUACCACUGUGAGAGAAUUUGACCUUUAAGCCCCAGAAUAAUGUUUUCAACUUUGAGUAUGUCACUUGCAGGUGAAGUACUUCUGUGAUACAUAACCAUCUGAUUAGCUUAUUUGUUAGUAAUUGGUUUUCCAAUGCCACCUUGUUUCAUAGGUUUGUUGGAACAACUUGCGUGUGUCCGCAACUGCUCUGUAACUUUACUGUGAAGCCAUUAGCUCCUGACAUACUGCGCUGGGAAGAAUAUUGCAAAUGUCAAUUGAUAUACAAAGUAUUUGACCAGUUUGUAUAAAUGCCCUUGUGCAAGGAGUGUGUAUUUUGAAAGUGCAUCAUUCCUUACAGUGUCCAUGAACCCUGGUGUUUGGAGUAUAUUUUGAGGGGCACAUGAUGUGCUUGGUUGGUGAGCUGUUGUAACGCUUUCUAGAAGCUCUGGAUUGUUUGGGUAUUAUUCACACAGGGGAGAGGUCCACCUUCCCCUCACCCAACGAAUGCAGACACUUGGUGUCACUUUCAACACCAGCUAAAUCAGUUUUGGUUGAGCAUUGACAGUCUUCAUGGUGGCUGAUAUCAUGACUGUCUCCUACUACCUUGUUAGAUUUUACUGGGACUGAUAUUUUAAUGUGACUCUUGACCUAAGUGGUUUAUUCCUGGUACCUCUUAAAAUAUUACACUUUAGAUGAUGCAGUGCAGCACAUUUCAUGGCACUUUAUACAGCACUUUCUGCUCAUUUUUAUUGGCAGUGUCCAUGAACUUUAGAAGCUGUUCUAGAUGUGUCUUUCUGUAUUGUGCAUGCGGAAGCAUGAGUACAAUAAAGGGAGCAAUAAUAACUGA
Molecule: messenger RNA, 4942 nt
Organism: Carcharodon carcharias (great white shark)
Lineage: Eukaryota; Metazoa; Chordata; Chondrichthyes; Lamniformes; Lamnidae
Gene: mcf2la
Product: mcf.2 cell line derived transforming sequence-like a
Exons: 30
Coding region: 2-3403 (1133 amino acids)
Biological process (GO): intracellular signal transduction; positive regulation of Rho protein signal transduction
Cellular component (GO): cytoplasm; extrinsic component of membrane
Molecular function (GO): guanyl-nucleotide exchange factor activity; protein binding
Source: RefSeq, a predicted model, not a curated record